Owenia fusiformis is the source of this 853-nucleotide messenger RNA. The record is from the annotation of a GenBank genome assembly. Lineage: Eukaryota; Metazoa; Annelida; Polychaeta; Sabellida; Oweniidae.
CAACUGUAUAAGUACAUUGGAGUUACUACAACAUGGUUUCAAGGGGACAUAUAAAACUGCUUGGACUAUUGGCACUUAUUUUCACUUGCCAACUUCAGCUUGCUUUAGGAUUUUCAAUUCGACGAGUUUUUAAGGAGGAACCUUCCGAUGAUUUUAUUGAUGGAAAAUUACCGCCAUAUAACUUUGGACCAUUAUCAAUUUCGUUAAUGCGAACAAUUGGAUAUAGAUCACCUGGCAAAAGAUAUGAUCCUGAUAUGGGACCCUCUGUUGACAGAAACACAAAAGAGAUUCUUUCGCCAGCAUUUAACAACAUUUUAUCUGAUGAUAACAAAGGGAAAAGUAUAAACUAUCCCGAGGCAAGAUUUUAUUCAAAUCAAGGAGACCGGAAAUACUGGGACGCUUUGUAUGAGGACUAUGAUGCAUUAUUCAAUAAUUUUGAUCGAAAUGGACUUGAAAUUGAUUUCAACACUGGAAAAAGAGCCCCAUUAAGAACCCGUGGAGUACAAUUUGGAAGCCCUAUACUUGAUGGAUUAGAUGGCGCUGAUAACUCAAAAUCUAAACAAAGGUUUCAGCCCUGGGGUGGAAGGUAAACCAAAAAGGCAGGACAAUCUAUCCCAGAUUCCCACUGAAGUUAAAAUCAAACAAUAGGUGAAGUUUUCUGUUGGAAGUACUAAUUCGUUUGAUUGUAUUUGUUUAUUUUUACAUUUUCGGAUUAUAAAAUGAACAUAAGAAUGCUAUUUGCUUUUUUAUUUAUUCCACAUGUAUUCUCUAUUAAAUGUAUACAUGUUUGAGAAAUAUGUACAGAUUAAGCUUUUGUAAUUAAUUACCUAUAAAAAUAUUAAUAAAAUUGCUG